Culicoides brevitarsis is the source of this 797-nucleotide messenger RNA. RefSeq lists its product as uncharacterized. The record is from RefSeq and is a predicted model, not a curated record. The coding region runs from base 31 to 621 and encodes 196 amino acids. The transcript is spliced from 2 exons. NCBI's taxonomy places the organism in Eukaryota, Metazoa, Arthropoda, Insecta, Diptera, Ceratopogonidae.
GUAAACAAACAAUUUUUAAGAGCCAAAAAAAUGAAAAGGUCAAGUAAAAGAAUUAAACUCGAAACACAAGACGAGCCAUGUGAAGUCGAAUAUCUCGAAGAAGAAGUUGAAGACGAAGAAGAAGAAGCUCUUGAAGAAAUUCCCGAAGAAGAAAACCAAAAUUUUGACGAUGUAGAAACGGCAAUUCCUCAUGUCCUCAAGAGACUUUCGGGCAUCGAAGAUUUGUUAAAAAUCGUUGAAAAGCGGAUAAAAAAGAGAAUUGACAGAGAAGACCCCCCAGUUGAAGAAGAAGCGACAAUAACUUUAGCAUUUCCCGUCGGAACAAUUGAGGAAAUUUCGCAAUUUGAGACUGAAGAUCUCGAUUCUACCGUUUUAAGUUUCAUACGAAAUUUGUACCUGAAUGAGAACAAAAAUGUAUCGAUUGUGUUCCAAUGUUUAGUUAAGGAUAAAUUAGUUUUGCAGCUUGGCAGUUGGGAAAAUAUGUCGAAUUAUAGACUUUUUAGGGAUAUUUUGUAUGACGCGCUGAAAGAAAAUUUCACAGAAUUUGAUGAUUUUGUGUUGGAAAUGAGGAAACAAAUUGUAAAAGCUAUCAAUCGAGCGAAGGCGAAGAGUAACGAUUAAAAGAAAAAAAAAAUAAAUAAAAAAAUAUUAAAAAAAAAAUAUUGUUAAAAAUUCUAAUUUUUGAUAAAAUACUUGAAAAAAUUAUGAGAAAAAAAUUGCAAAUAAUUUUAAAAAAUAAUAAUAAAAAAAAUAAUUACGAAGUAUUUAAUUCCUCAACUGUAACAAAAAUUCUUUCG